UUCGUGGGACGGGCGCGGGAUCCUGCUGAGCUCCUUUAGUGCCCGGCUCGGAACUAGGAAGCCGAGCAGGAAAAGUCACCUCCCCUUCCUCCCACGCCCGACUUCAGUGCCGCCCUCCAACUACCCCCAGCCCUUGGUAUCUAGGGGAUUAACCUCCAAGGGCGUCCCGGCCCUCGGUUGGCUUCCGGCCCAGCCUAGGCCUUUAGCGCUGCCCUCAAGAGUUAUACCAUUUCCUACAGGGAAUCUCUGCAGGCAAUCGGGUUACUGCUUGGGCUUGAGGUCGUCCCAGGCGACAUCAAAAUCAGAAUCCUCUGCAAAGGCGGCCAGAAUGAACUGAGUCUGAUGGUCGCACAGGUACCGCAACCACCAAGUGCAAAAGCGGAGGUGGUUCUUCGUGCCUGGGCACACUUUUGCAGAGGUUAACAGUCAAGAUGGUACAUGCUGAAGCCUUUUCUCGUCCCUUGAGUCGGAAUGAAGUUGUUGGUUUAAUUUUCCGUUUGACAAUAUUUGGUGCAGUAACAUACUUUACAAUCAAAUGGAUGGUAGAUGCAAUUGAUCCAACCAGAAAGCAAAAAGUAGAAGCUCAGAAACAGGCAGAGAAAUUAAUGAAGCAAAUUGGUGUGAAAAAUGUAAAGCUUUCAGAAUAUGAAAUGAGUAUUGCUGCUCAUCUCGUAGACCCUCUUAACAUGCACGUUACUUGGAGUGAUAUAGCAGGUUUAGAUGAUGUCAUUACAGAUCUGAAAGACACAGUCAUUUUACCAAUCAAAAAGAAGCAUCUGUUUGAAAAUUCCAGGCUUCUGCAGCCUCCAAAAGGUGUUCUUCUCUAUGGACCUCCAGGCUGUGGUAAAACAUUGAUUGCCAAGGCUACAGCCAAAGAAGCAGGCUGUCGAUUUAUUAACCUUCAGCCUUCAACACUGACAGAUAAGUGGUAUGGAGAAUCUCAGAAAUUAGCUGCUGCUGUUUUUUCCCUUGCCAUAAAGCUACAGCCUUCCAUCAUCUUUAUAGAUGAAAUAGACUCCUUUCUACGAAACCGUUCAAGUUCUGACCAUGAAGCCACAGCUAUGAUGAAAGCUCAGUUUAUGAGCCUCUGGGAUGGAUUGGAUACUGAUCACAGCUGCCAGGUCAUAGUGAUGGGAGCUACUAAUCGUCCUCAGGAUCUUGACUCAGCUAUAAUGAGAAGAAUGCCUACAAGAUUUCAUAUCAACCAGCCUGCUCUAAAACAAAGAGAAGCAAUCCUGAAACUCAUCUUGAAAAAUGAAAAUGUGGAUAGGCAUGUGGAUCUGCUAGAAGUUGCCCAGGAAACUGAUGGGUUUUCAGGAAGUGACCUAAAAGAGAUGUGUCGAGAUGCUGCCCUCCUCUGUGUCAGGGAAUAUGUUAAUUCUACAUCAGAAGAAAGCCAUGAUGAAGAUGAAAUUCGACCUGUGCAACAACAGGACCUGCAACGGGCAAUUGAAAAGAUGAAGAAAUCAAAGGACGCAGCAUUUCAGAAUGUUUUAACACAUGUUUGUUUAGAUUAAGAGUAAAGGUCAUUUGUACAGGUGAGUGUGACCUGGAUCGGAGUGCCCUGUUAUCAUUAGUGGAAAUAGAACGGAAGGAGGAGUGUUCUUUAAACAGUGAGGGAGUUGAAUGACCCUGGUUUUAUACUCUGAAUUCUAAGUUAUUGAGAUAUAGUUGUUAUAUAAACGGUAUUACUACUUGUCAAAAAUCAUGAGGAGGAACAGUUUAAUCCAGCCUGAGUGCGGGUGACUGUGUUUGACCUCUUUAGCCAUAUGUUGCAGCCUUAUAGCAUCUAAGCUGGUCUUAAAAGUAACAGAUGAUUCGUUGAGUCAUUAGUGAGAAAAAGGGAUGUUGUUAAGUGCUGGUUUCUAGAUAUGUGAGAGAGAGAGAGAGAGAGAGCGCGCGCGUGCGUGUGUGUGUGUGUGUGUGUAUUAAAUGUAUAUAUUCACACAUUUUAUAUUGACAUUCUGUAGAUAUGUUUGAAUACAGAAACGUUUUUUUACCCCAACUGCUGAAUCAAAAAGUACCAAAUAGUAUAUAGUGAAAUUAAGAUUGAAGGUUGUGUCUAAAAGGUACAGUGGUUCAGCCAUUUUCAUUUGUCACUUAUUGCAGCUUUUUUUUUAAGUUGAGUGUUUCUCUGCAUUUGAAUAGUUAGCCACAUCUGAAUACAUAGAUGUGGCUCAAUUAUAAUGGUUGUCAGGAUUAUCAAAUAAAAAUACUUGUUCAGUGAUCAGCAUUUUCAGGCAGUUGCAUGAUCGACACGGAUUUCAUCUCUUUCUGCAAGCACACCAAGUAGAGACAUUUUUUAAAUUGAUAUAUGUUAGGUGGAUUGAGAGCCUUUCAAAAGAAUGGCUUUGAAAAACCUCAGUGCCACUCAAUAUAUGUAUGUGAUUCUUCCUUUCUUCAUUUAAUGUAACAUAGUUCUGUUGUAACCAUGGUUUCUUAAUGUUUUUUUAAAGUUAUAUGUUCUUUAAUUAUGGUCAAAUAUAAUUUGGUCAUCAAAAAUGAAAUUAUAGUUUAAAACAAGUAGCUAUUACUAAAUGUGCUAAAAAUAUUCAUUUUGUAAUUGAAAAUUUAAAAGUUUUCUUAGCGUAUUAUAAAUUGUGCCCUAGAUAGUAAAAAUAUACACAUCAAAAUUCCCAUAUCGUAUUUGUAGUCAUUUUAAUGCUAUAUGCACUACAUGUAGGUGAAACAUUUUUUUUGGUCGAGAAUUUCACUACCAGAAUUCUGUUACAGGCACUUAAACACACAGCAUAAGGGAAAUGGCACAAUACAAUCUCGAGGCACCUUCUGAAUCAUCAGAAAGAUUAAAUUAUGCUUCAUACAUUUUUGUUUUUAAUUGUAUUUCUUUGAAAAUUCGCAAUCUUUAUUUAUGAGUUAUUGUAUUCAUUUCUUUACACUAAGUGUCUCGUUAAAACCUAUUGAAUAGUUUGUCCCAUUGUGCUUUGAAUGGUGAGUGGGAUAGAAAUUGUGGGAGAAAACUUUGGAUAACAAAAAGCAAGUUUUGAAAAUUGCAAAGAUGAUUGAAAAAUUGAAUGCAAAACACAAGAUACCAAAAAAAUUUCAUCUUCAUUUUUAAUAAUUAUAUUAUUCUAUUAUUUUGUAAAUAUGUAAUAAAGAGGUCCCUCUUAACUGAUUUUUCUCUGCUUAUGCCUUGGUGGUUUUUCAGUUAUGUAAAAUUUUCUGGGGUGGUUUUGAUUUGUAAAACUUGCCCUUGAACUGUUUUUAAGUUACUGUGUAGCUUUCACACUUUUACAGCAUACAUAUUAGUAUCUAAUCAUUAUUUUUGUUUUAGUAUGAAUUUCAGUAAUCAUUUAAUUUUAAUCUGAUGACAUAUUGAUCAGAAGUAAGGGGUGAUAUGUAUCCCUCAUGUCCUUUCUUUUUAUCUACUCUUAAAUUCAGAAUAUCUAAUAACAGUAGUUAAAUUUAUCAUCGUUUUCAUCAUCAAAUGAAGUUAGAGAAAUACACUAAUCCCAGCAACAAUGACUCAUCUAGGUACUUUAAUACCUUAAAGUAAUUGAGGAAACAUUGUUGUUAUUACUAUUAUUAUUAUUAUUAUCAUUAUUUGCUUACAGUUUCUGACUGAGAAUAUUCAUCUUCUCUAGGUGAUAAAUGUUGGGAAAGGUCUUUUCUUCUUGCUUUCUUGCUUUCUAUUUAUAUUAUAUCGACAUGCAAUAUUCUCAGUUUCAGGUAUACAACAUAAGUUUUCAACAUUUAUAUAUCUGAUGGAUUGAUCACCAUCUGUCACUGUAAAAGUUACUACAAUAGACUGUAUUCUCUAUGCUGUACAAUACAUCCCUGUAACUUAUUUAUUUUAUAA
Molecule: messenger RNA, 3817 nt
Organism: Pteropus alecto (black flying fox)
Lineage: Eukaryota; Metazoa; Chordata; Mammalia; Chiroptera; Pteropodidae
Gene: ATAD1
Product: ATPase family, AAA domain containing 1
Exons: 10
Coding region: 432-1517 (361 amino acids)
Cellular component (GO): mitochondrial outer membrane
Molecular function (GO): ATP hydrolysis activity; ATP binding
Source: RefSeq, a predicted model, not a curated record